Molecule: messenger RNA, 1323 nt
Organism: Cercopithifilaria johnstoni
Lineage: Eukaryota; Metazoa; Nematoda; Chromadorea; Rhabditida; Onchocercidae
Source: the annotation of a GenBank genome assembly
AUGAACGAAUUUUUGAAAUUUAGCAAGUCAGAAAUUUUAGUUGAAAAGCGCACAAAAGUGCAUAACCAACUAAUUACUACGCCUACUCCUACUACACUCAUUGUUACUACAUCUAUUAAAACCAAUUUUGCAACAACUGCUGAAAUUCUCACCAGAAGAACAAUCACUAUUCAAAAAGCAGAAGAGAAACGAAAUUAUCGCACUUAUCGUACGCAGCAACAAAUUAUACCGUUGAAGAUAUUAGAAUCAGUACUGUUUCCACUAAUUAUUAUCUUCUACAGUUCGACACUAUCAGCAGCUACCAUAAGUCUUCCACCAACUGGGAUAAAUCGUUUUGCUGAACAAGAAAUUCAACUUUUAAGGGAAGCAUUCUUGAGAAAAUUUGGAAUGAAAGAACAACCAAAACAAACGAAGCCAGCAUUACCAGUCCCAUAUUAUGUGUGGAAUAUUUAUGAUAAGGUGAAAAAGGAAGAUAUUGCUUGGGUUCGACAUUACUAUCCACAUAAUAUCAUAGAAUCAGAUAAUAGCACCACGCUACUUCAGUAUGAUUUAUCAGUUUCUGUACGAAAUGUUACCAAUGAGAUAAUUGCUCGAGCAGAAUUGAAACUAAAAUUGAAAAAUGAAAAAAAUCGAAGACAUAUCAAGAUUUAUGAAAUUGAUCAAAAAAAUUCCGAAAUAUGGAGAUUAAUCGAUGCUAAGUUUAUUGAGAAUGAUUCGCGAGAUUAUCAAUGGGUUGAAAUGGAUGUCACCGAGGCAGUACGAAGAAGACGACCAAAUAUGAAUAAGGUCGAUUUUGCAGUGAAGUUAUCGAGUAAUGACUUGGAAACACUUGCUAGAACAUCAUAUCAAUCAACAGCACAUUCCGUCUCAUCGUACAAUAAGAAACAGUUUUCUGCAUUGGUCGUUUAUGUUCAAAUUGAUAACACUGCUAGGGUGCGAAAAAAACGGAAAGCAAAUACACGGCGACGACAUCAACACAAAAAACAUGAUCAUAGAUCAACUGAUAAGAAUUACUGUCGUCGUACACAACUUUUAGUUGAUUUUAAUGAAUUAGAUUGGCAAGAUUGGAUCUUAGCUCCAUCAAGCUAUAGCGCUUAUCAAUGUCAGGGUGAAUGUCCAAAUCCAUUGACCAGUCAUUUCAACACGACGAAUCAUGCCAUAGUACAAGGUCUUAUUAACUCAGUGGAUCCAAGUUUAGUGCCAGCUCCAUGUUGUGUUCCAACUGAAAUGGAAUCUCUAGCAAUCCUUUAUAUCGAUGUUGAAGGUAAAAUUGUCAUCAAGAACUAUCCUGACAUGGAAGUACUCAGUUGUGGAUGUCGCUAG